ACCAAAACCAUUCUCAUUCCCCACCACCAUGUCACCCGCAAUGCACGCUAAACCCCACGACGUUAUAACCACCCUCGCACCCCUCAAUCCAGAUAUCCAAUCCCACAUCUGGCGCUUCCUUACCUCCUCCCCCUCCUGCUCAUUCCUCUGCACCUCCCGCGCCGUCUACGCCCAGUCCAUAGCCAACCUCUACUGCCAUGUCGUUCUAGACAAAUGGAACGCCAUGCGGUUCUUCAAAGGUCUCGGGUUGUCCGAGGACGAGGCGGCCCCGCUCAGUACGGCAGAGCAGGCGGGUUUGUUGUGUCGCUGUACGAGUAGUAUCCCUGGAGCUGGAGGGGGGCGGACCCCCGCCAUGUCGAUGUGUGCACCCACUACACCGCACCGCUCACCGUUCGUACACAAGAUCAUGCUGCUGCGGCACUGUCAGAGCUUGCAUCUCGUAGACGUGCAAGCAGCCGUCUGGACACUCCGCGCAUCUACAAAGUUUGACCGGCUCGACCUGUAUAGCUAUGGCCACCACCGCCUGUUUCCGAAUCUCACAUCGAUCCACUUCGGCCAGUCGCUCAUACAUUAUGCCAACGAAGAACCUCGUGAGGCGGUGGUGUUCCCGCCGAGGGUGGAUUGGAGCGAGUGCGCGACGGGGAAGAAUGAGCAUCUUAUCCCGGGGACGCAUAUGAGCGCGCUGCAAGUCCUGAAUGGACUAGCAAAAGAGUUUAGCGGCAAGCUGUCGGUGGACUGUGAUUGUGAGGGGUGCAUGGUGGCAAAGGAGAAACCAGACGGGCGAGAGUUGGAAUUCGACUUGCCAGAAGACGAGCCGCUGUCAUGCGCGGUUCUGGCAUUCAUGAUGGCUAUAUCACAAAAAUGCUCGACUGUCAAGAUACACAAUGUUGACCCUAUUGAUCUUCAGCUCAAUACCGUAGGGAGAAGGAAUCAGAAUAUCUGGGUGGUGGGUGUGGCAGCGGAAAAGGUGAUGCUGUAUCUCAAGCCUGAGGCUUGGAUGUACAACACGCACGAGGAGAGUGUGUUUCAGUUUAUCAGGGAAGAGUUCAGCAUUACUCGGGAUGAUCCUACUGUUCCAUUUGCAGAGCGCUAUUUUGGAGAGCGCAGGUUCCUGUCGACCACACCCGAGUCUAUCGAAAUCAUAAGCAACUCGUUACACAACAUGGACAGUCUCGCCAACAACAUCAUCCAAGGACUGCCUCAUGGGCACCUUAUCGUCGACUCUGGUAUAUUCUCUGCGAGGGUGCCACAUCCAUUCGAGAGGCAGCAUCAAGAGGUAUGCGAUGACUCCGGCUGAGGGCCGUCCGUGCAUGGUCUGUGCAUAUCUCCCAUCAAAGCGUGACUGAAGUAUAUUCUGAUGUCUACAUUGCCUUUUGGGCAAGCAUCAUGAACGAUAAUGAACGGUGACCAACCCCUUUCUAUAGACUUCUCCCAAUACACCCACAAAACCACCCACCGCCUCGCCAUCAUCUCCACCCACUCCCAAUGCCAGCGCGACCUCUUCCCCUCCCCCUCCCGGCCUACACCGCCCACGCCGUCUCAUGUGUUGAGAAGAAAAGUGUGGAUGUUGUUGUUUAGGAAGGAUCGUGGGAUGAUGGAGAGGGCGGAGGGAAAGGGGUUGGUAGAAUGGAUGGAGGGGGAAGGGAAG
Messenger RNA from Cryptococcus amylolentus CBS 6039, 1648 nucleotides. RefSeq lists its product as hypothetical. Bases 29 to 1297 code for a protein of 422 amino acids. The transcript is spliced from 3 exons. The record is from RefSeq and is a predicted model, not a curated record. NCBI's taxonomy places the organism in Eukaryota, Fungi, Basidiomycota, Tremellomycetes, Tremellales, Cryptococcaceae.